CUUACCAUCAAAUCCUUUGCAACUUGGUGACUACAAUCUUGUUCACGACAAUCUUGCGCUAUUUUUCUUAACUCUAUCAUAUUUUCUUUCUCUUAAAUAAAUGACAGGAACAAUUAAACCCAUAAACAGUAUCAACACUUGAUCACUGUAUUACAAAGGAUUAUUAUAGCUCUGCUCUCGUCACUUAAAGACGUUAUAAUUGUAAUUUUCAACAAACACUGUUACUGACUGCUACAAUUCUUCAAACCAAAGCAGUGCUUGGUCAAUAUGUGAGGACAGAUAGUAUUUGUAUUUAAAAAGCUUAAAUCUAUCACAAUCUAUCGCCGUCUACAGCUACAGUGAUAAAGCCAGAUUAAUACUAAUUAAUAAUCAUAAAAUUCUUGGGUUUUUUGUAAUCUCUUCGACACCUCUUUAUAAAUUAAAUAGGUCGUGUGAUAAAUUAUUUAAAUUUCAUAGAUACUUUGGUUAUUUUUCCGGGUGUAAGGGCUUGUUUCUGUAACUUCACGAUGACAUUGUUACCUUCAAGAUCUCGUUAAGGACCAGGAUCAGGCUAUCCUCAAAAGAAGGUUCAUGCUGACAAGAAACAAAAGUUUCUUUAUCAGAAUUCAUGGCUGCGGUACCCUAAAAACUGAAUGAAGUUGAAAUAUUAUCAUUAUCAGGGAUGGGUAAAACCCGAUGCUUCUUCUAAUGACAAAUUAGCCUAAUAUAAAUAAUGUGAUAAUGGUCCACCAACAGUUAUUUGAGGUCAAAAUGGUGCAGUGGUUGGUUAUAGCUCUUGCCCUAUUCGCAGGUACCGCCUCCGCGGCAUCGACUGCUUCCCGUAUUGUCGGCGGACAACCUACGUCCAUCGAGCAAUACCCAUCCAUCGUGCAGGUGGAGUUUCUGGGUGUCUUCACCAACACCUGGAGCCAGUCCUGUGCUGCCAACAUCAUUAACAAUUUUUACGUGCUGUCCGCAGCUCACUGCUUCGCUGGCAUAUUUUACGACCGCUCCCGUAGACGCAUACGAGGUGGUUCGAGCUUCCGCAACAUUGGCGGCGAAGUGAUCGGUAUCGUGCGAGAGUUCAAUCACCCCGACUACAACAUCAUCCCUGGCGAUGCUGACAUCAACGUCGUCCGCUUGAGCGCGCCCAUCAUCUAUAACCCAGUGAUGCAGCGAGCGAUGAUUGUGCCUCAAGACUAUGAGAUUCCUGACAAUAUGCCCGUUGUUCAUGCUGGUUGGGGCGCUAUUGAGUGGCAAGGUCCACUAUCAUUUCAGCUGCAAGAUGUGACCAUCUACACCGUGAACCGCCAGAUCUGCGCCGAGAGGUAUCUAACCCUCGAUCCCCCUCGCCAAAUCACGGAGAACAUGAUCUGCGCUGGUAUCUUGGACGUGGGAGGCAAGGAUGCUUGCCAGGCUGACUCUGGCGGACCAAUGUACCUCGGCGAUAUCAUAGUUGGUGUUGUCGCGUGGGGACACCGGUGUGCCAACGACACCUUCCCUGGAGUCAGCACUGCUGUUGGACCCUACUCUGACUGGAUCGUCGCUACUGCUGUUUAAGAUUGUAUUUAAAAGUAAAUAAAGUCUACGUUGUA
This is a messenger RNA of Manduca sexta (tobacco hornworm), 1574 nucleotides long. RefSeq names its product trypsin, alkaline B-like. Gene Ontology annotation, molecular function: serine-type endopeptidase activity. Gene Ontology annotation, biological process: proteolysis. Bases 721 to 1539 code for a protein of 272 amino acids. Lineage: Eukaryota; Metazoa; Arthropoda; Insecta; Lepidoptera; Sphingidae. The transcript has 5 exons. The record is from RefSeq and is a predicted model, not a curated record.